Paramecium pentaurelia is the source of this 858-nucleotide messenger RNA. NCBI's taxonomy places the organism in Eukaryota, Ciliophora, Oligohymenophorea, Peniculida, Parameciidae. The record is from the annotation of a GenBank genome assembly.
AUGAACAGCGUAAGAAGUUAAUAAAGAAUAUCUGAAUGUCCACUUUUAUGUUAUAAAGAAUUCAGCCCUAGACUUAAAGGGCCCUUUUAUUAUCAAAGCUUACAUAAUGAAUCAAGAAAGUUACUAUCACCGUUUGGGAGUCAAAGAAAAAGCAUGGAUCCAAAAUUAAUGAUUCAUCUUAAACCUAUAUUGAUUCCAGAUUUAAUGGGAAGAAGUGAAAUUCAAUCUUUGAAAAUAAGAUGUCCACUAAUUUAAAGGAGUAAUAGAUCUUAAAGUUCAAAUGAAUAGAUAUAUGGAAUUUAUGGGAGUAAAUGGAAAAGGUUGAUUUCUUAAGGGAAGUUUUAUGUGAAACAAAUUCGUCAUUAAAAAAUAAUUUAUAGAUUCAAGAUAUAUGUAAGAGCAGUUUAACUUAUGUUAACAUAUUUUAAAUUUAAAAGGGCUAGAUAAUAAAAUAUGAAAAGUAGUAAAAGAAUAUCAAAGGCAAGAAUCUCUAUUUUUAAUAUAAGAAAAUAAUCUGGUCAGUCAACUUUGAUCCCACUUAUUUAAUAAUACUAAGCAGAAAUGUUAUAAAUGUAAAAUUAAAUAUUGAAUGUAUCUACAUCAGAUGUACAUAGUCCUCAAUCUCAAUGUUAAAAAAGAAAAUAAAAAACACUUUCUUAAAUAAGUUUCGAUCAUUUUCUUAAAAGACCCAUAUAAUAAUUCAUAAAAAAUAAGAAUCUUUCUUCAUAUUCAGAUCAUAAAUCAAAUUAACCUACUAAAAGAACUUGUAAGACUGAAUAAAGUCAUAAAAGAUUUGCAAGUCUUAGAUAAUUACAUCGCAAAUAGUAGAUGAAUUAAGCUUAUUCAUCUUAAUAAUGA